AACGCUACCUGCCAAUCACCGCGUGCACGAGGACACGCUUCUUUCUUUCCCCAUCUAACUUUGGAACGUUGGUGCGCGCGCGACGUUCCUUCUAACGUUUCGCACGUGCUCAGUAAGAGACUUAACGGAUUCUAUAUUUUAAUUAGCGCGUCUUUUAACGCGUCUCAUCUCGUGUCUUUCUUCUACCGCCGUUUUUCUUCUUGUUUUCCCACUUUAACGUUAUUUUGACGUCACACCGGUACCGGCUCCGUGCGGCUCGGUGUAGAUGUGUUUUCAAACUGGAUAUUAGCUUGUUUUCCGUCCCGGGUCGAGCCGGACCGGACCGGACCGGGCCACAGUGAGAUAGCUGAUUAACAAAGCGGGCUGAGCUGGAUCCCGGAUCAAUGGAGAUGGUGACCCGGGUCAGCCUGGUUCUGCUGUCCUGGUUCUGUAUGUGGACUCAGGGACACAGAGACUUACCGGACUAUGACAGCUGGGUGGACCGGGCCGCGUUGUCCAACGGUCUCUGUCGCUAUGGCAACAGCGUGGAGUGUUGCUGGGGCUGGAGACAGAUGGACUGGGGACGCUGUCAACCUCACUGUCAGCAGGGUUGUAAACAUGGAGAGUGUGUCGCACCAGACAGAUGCAAAUGUCACCCAGGAUACACCGGCAAGGCCUGUAACCAAGACCUGAAUGAGUGCGGUGUGAAGCCUCGGCCCUGUAAGCAUCGCUGCAUGAACACGCUGGGCAGCUACAAGUGUUACUGCAUGGACGGAUACACGGCGCAGCCGGACGGCAGCUGCAGGAAUGCUCGAACCUGUUACCAUGCCAACUGUCAGUACGGCUGUGAGGUCAUCAAGGGGGCAGUCCGAUGCACCUGUCCGUCUCCAGGGUUACGGCUGGGACCAGACAGACGCACCUGUAUUGACAUCAAUGAGUGUGUGUCAGGCGGAGGUGUGUGUCCUCAUCGCAGGAAGUGCGUGAACACGUUUGGGAGCUUCGUGUGUAAAUGUCACUUCGGCUUCAAACUCACGUACAUCAACGGACGGUACACCUGCAUCGAUAAGGACACUCGGCCGUUCUGUUCUCUGAAUCCUUCCUCUCCCAAGUGCAGGUGUAAAGGCGGCAGCUGUAAAGGUGUCCCCAAAGUGACUCUGGGGCCACAGAGACCGAGAACUACAACUCCCAUCACCACCUCCACAGCUGCUACCCCUCCUCCUCUCACUACUACUACUACUACUACUACUACAGCUCAGCCAACCACCACGACAACCACCACCACAAUAGCAACAACCACACCGACAACUUCCACUACUACCACAACAACUCCACUUCCUGCUACAACCACCACUGCAAGUACAACUACUUCUACCGCUCUGCCUACUACAACUGAACUGGAUACUACAACUCCAACAAUACCUACUACUUCAAGUACACAACCUACUUCUACUGCUACACCUGUUACUACUACUACUACUACUCCUCCCACGACUACUUCAAGUACACAACCUACUUCUACUGCUACACCUGUUACUACUACUACUACUCCUCCCACGACUACUUCAAGUACAACACCUGCUACUUCCACAACUGCUAGUAUGACUACUUCUACCCUGGAUACUUCAACUGCUGCCGCUACUACUGUUACUACUACCACGCCAACUACAACUGCAACUACUGUUGCAGUGGAGCCAACAACAGCCACCACAGUUGCCACCACCACAUCCGUGGUAACGACAGUGAACAACAGGAUCAAUAAGGACGUGACACACAGACAGAGAGGAGACGUGCACAUCCCUCGACAUCCCAAUCAUAACCAGGUGUGGGAGUUUGACAUUGAGCUGGGAAAUACUGCUGAGGACGCCAGAGAUGAUCCUGAGGUUGGUGUGCUCCACUGCACCUUUGAUCAUGGAUUGUGUGACUGGAUGUCAGACAGAGAAGGAGAUCUACACUGGGAAGCAGCUCGCAACCCUGCAGGUGGGCAGUACUUGUCCGUUCCAGAGUUGAAAGCGGGACAAAGGAGCAUCCGCGGUGCUAGAUUAGCCAUCCAAAUAGUCCCGCCGUGGAGCCAUGGCGACCUAUGUUUCUCCUUCUCCCAUUGGCUGACAGGACAUCAUGUGGGCGUGCUGCAACUGUUCAUCAGGAAAAAGGGACGAGACCAAAGGUACGGCUCUGCCCUCUGGAGCAGGACAGGUGGACAUGGCUGGAGACACACACAGGUGACCUUGACGACACACUAUCUGGACAAGGUGUUGUUGAAGGCCGAGCGGAGGAAAGGACGGCGAGGACAAAUUGCUGUUGAUGAUGUCACUCUGAGACAGGGGGCAUGUCGAUGACAUCACGGCGGUAUGAGGACACUGAGCAGUCGUCGCACAGUGGACGGUUUUUCGUUUAACACUGAACUUUAAACUGAAUUGAAUAUAAAAAUAAUUCAAAGGACUGUGGUGCUGUUUUUUUCCUGUUUAAUAGAAACUAUCUUUAAAAUAAUAAACUGUUUGUCAUGAAUUUCCUGCCUUAUUUGUUGAACUGUCUGUUUUGGAGAUAAAGAAAGAAACUUUUGAAUUUUUGUUUUUGUUGUAGUUCGUGUUGAAGUAGCGGGAGCUUUAACUGAAGCCCCGACAGACUGACUAAAUGAACACCAGCAGUGUGUGUGUGUGUCAUUAUUUCCUCUGCAGAUCAAAGUGGGUUCAAACUGAACACUUGGUCAAACAUUCACUGCAAACUGAACUUUGUUUCUGUGUUAAAUAUUCUCAAGAUUUUUACUUUUUAACCUGAACACGAGGUUGGUUUGGUUUGUUUGGUUCUUUUGUUUGUAGUGAGAAGAAUCGAUGCUCAGGGAGCCGACUGGUCUGAAAACAUGGAGACUAAUAAAACUAGUCACUAAAAUCAGCUUCAAACUUAAUUUGAGAUCUGGAAUCAUUGUUAUUGUAAUAUUCUGUAUAUCUGCUCUUAAUGAACUUUUUAAGACUUUUUUACUUGUGUAAAUAUUUUUUGAAAGACCAGAUGAGUCAUAUUGUCAUAACUUUCAUAUAUAUGGUCAGUUUAUCAGGUUUUGUAAAUAUAUGUCUUGUGUAUUGACACAUAUCGUUUGUAUUGAAAAAGUUGUUAAUUAAUUUGUGAUAUUUUAAAUAAAGUACCUGCCUCUUUUUCA
Molecule: messenger RNA, 3130 nt
Organism: Epinephelus moara (kelp grouper)
Lineage: Eukaryota; Metazoa; Chordata; Actinopteri; Perciformes; Serranidae
Product: nephronectin-like
Exons: 13
Coding region: 384-2315 (643 amino acids)
Cellular component (GO): membrane
Molecular function (GO): calcium ion binding
Source: RefSeq, a predicted model, not a curated record